Messenger RNA from Sodiomyces alkalinus F11, 561 nucleotides. RefSeq lists its product as hypothetical. Bases 1 to 561 code for a protein of 186 amino acids. The transcript has a single exon. The record is from RefSeq and is a predicted model, not a curated record. NCBI's taxonomy places the organism in Eukaryota, Fungi, Ascomycota, Sordariomycetes, Glomerellales, Plectosphaerellaceae.
AUGACCGUCUCCGCCCUGCCACGCUCGGAAUCCGAAGAAUCCGACCCUUCCCGCGGCAUCACAGGCCGCAUACUCGACCGUCCCCUCACCGAAGCCGAAGCUCAGGCCCCGGACGCCGACCGCCCCACUUACAUCCCCGCCCUCGACGUCUUGCGCCCCGGCCUCCCCGGGUCCCGUGACACUUGGCUCCGAUUCUUCCAUUCCUACAUGUGCGACCGCGACAUCGCCUCCCGGGCCUUCUGCGCCCGCUGCGGCUGCCCGCUCGGCUUCCACUUCCGGCCCCGUCCCGAGUGGUUUGGCGGCGAGGAGGUCUUUUGCCGGCCCGAUGGGUGGGAGGACAUCAUCGACGUUGCGCUGGGGACUAUUGACCGCCACUGGCUCGACCGCGAGGAUUGGCUCGCUAUCGAUCACGAGCUCAAUUGGAAAGAGGCCCUGCAGUGGUGUAAGAGAGAUUCGGUCCGAGGGAGGGCGCAGGGCACCAGGCGACAUCCCGAGGGGGCGGUUGCGGUGACGGUUUCUGAUGCGGAUUUGUUGGCUCCUGCCAAGGUGGAAACGGAUUGA